AUGGCUUCUCGCUCAAACGUAGUGCGCGCGCUGCGAGCGCCGGGCCGGUGCUUGAGACUGGAUGCUCGGGCUGGGCGAACUCUCACCACCACCACCACCAGCAACGGCCUUCUCUCCGCAGCUUAUGGACGAUGCGCUGCCACGGCAUCGGCCCCCAGGUUCUUCUCAGCCGCCACGGCUCGCCAUGCCAAAAGCACCGCCGAGAUGUACCCGUCGCUGAAGCGCGACCCCAAGUAUGCCGAGGUGACCAAGGAGCACGUCGCCUACUUCAAGGAGCUGCUUGGGUCGUCGUCUGCGGUCAUCGACGGCGUCAAUGCUGACGCUGCAGGUGACAUCGAGCCGUUCAAUGAGGAUUGGCUUCACAAGUACAAGGGACAGUGCCGGCUGGUCCUCAAGCCCGGCUCCACCGAGGAUGUCAGCAACAUCCUCAAGUACUGCAAUCAACACAAGCUGGCCGUCGUUCCCCAGGGGGGCAACACUGGUCUCGUGGGUGGAUCUGUCCCCGUCUUUGACGAAAUCGUCAUUAGCAUGGCACGUAUGAACACGAUCCAUUCGUUUGAUGAGGUCAGCGGGUCUCUCGUGGCAGAUGCCGGGUGCAUCUUGGAGGUGGUGGACCAAUUCCUCGCCUCAAAGGGGUACAUCUUUCCCCUUGAUCUGGGUGCUAAGGGGUCGUGCCACAUCGGAGGCAACGUCGCCACAAACGCUGGUGGCCUACGCUUGCUGCGAUAUGGCAGCUUACACGGGAGCGUCCUGGGCCUUGAGGCUGUGCUACCUGAUGGCACCAUCCUGAAUGAUCUGGGGACCCUGCGCAAGAACAACACUGGCUUCGACCUGAAGCAGCUACACAUUGGCGCUGAGGGGACGAUCGGCAUCAUCACCAAGGUGUCCAUCCAGUGCCCCCAGCGCUCUCCUGCCGUCAACGUGGCAUACUUUGGUCUCGAGUCCUUUGAGAAGGUGCAGGAAGCGUUCAAGGAGGCCAAGAAGCAGCUAUCCGAGAUCCUCUCGGCUUUUGAGCUGAUGGACCUCAAGAGUCAGCAGCUUGUUAGCAAGGUGCGCCCGGACGUUCAGAAACCGCUGGAGGAUGACCACCCCUUCUACUGUCUGAUCGAGACAAGUGGCUCCAAUGCGGAGCAUGACUAUGCAAAGCUCGAAAAGUUCCUCGAGGAUGUCAUGACCAAGGAAAUUAUCUCCGAUGGCGUGGUUGCCCAGGACGAGACCCAGGUGAAGACCCUCUGGAGCUGGCGCGAGGGUGUCCCAGAGUGCAUCGGCCACUGGGGAGGUACCUACAAAUAUGACGUUUCAAUCCCCAUCCAGGACAUGUAUCAGAUCGUCGACGACGUCCAUGCUCGCCUGGUCGAGGCCGGGCUCGUUGGUGACACCGACGAGUACCCUGUGAUCGGCACCUCCGGUUACGGGCACAUGGGAGACGCCAACAUCCACCUCAACGUCGCCGUCCGACGUUAUGAUUCGGCAGUCGAGAAGGUCCUGGAGCCCUACGUCUACGAGUGGGUCGCGGGCCGCAAAGGAAGCAUAAGCGCUGAGCAUGGUCUUGGCCUCGCGAAGAAGAACUACAUUGGUUACAGCCGAGAUGAAACCACAAUCGGCCUAAUGAAGCAGAUCAAGCACCUGUAUGAUCCUUCGCAGGCAGGCAUAAUGGUUGGCGUCCCCGGGAAAUACAAGGGUUGCGAAACGUGCAGGCGCCGAAGAGUAAAGUGUACCAACGAGCGUCCGAAAUGCUCAAAAUGUAUCACCAGCGGAAGAGAUUGCGAGGGUUACGAGAGGGAGAUGAUGUUCAUAACCGGCACUCCCGAGAACAAGGGCCGAGUUUCGUCACACCCCAAGAAAGGGAGCGGCUCGUCACCAGCGUCGUCAACAUCAAAGAGGCGUUCGAAGUCUCGCACGCCAAUAGGCAAGGAAAGCAGCCGGAGCUCCAGCGCAUCGUUUGUCCCGACCCAUCCAUUGACUUCGGCUUGGGACGACUUCAUCGGGCUCUCCAGCAACGGCACCGAGUCGCAGGUGCUGUUCACUGCGUUGCAGACUCCUCUCAAAAGCGUCAUCCGAGAAGAGGAAGAUUCUGGAGAUGAUGCCAGGUUCAAGGUCUCUUUUACUCCAACUACCCCUCCUGAAAUUCCGUCACUUCCGGGAUGUGACGAUUUCAGCGUCCAGGCUCAAUGCCUCGUAAGUACACACUAUCCUGGAGAGGAAGUCAACGGGGGGAAUUUCUGCGCCUUCUUAUUCGAGACCCAAGGCUUUCCGACCUUCAACAACACUAAUCCGGAUCCCGUGCAAAGUGCAGGGCCGGAGAACUUCAAGGCCUUCCCGAACCACCAUUAUUUUGUAAGGGUCUAUCGGCCACUAGUUCUGAGCUCUGCCUUAUUAAGAAGACAACCAACUUUCUUAUCCGAACCACAAUGGCAGAGAGUUCCGUGGGAACUCUACCCGAAGCCUCUUUUCGAUCAGCUUCUCGAUCUCAUUGCGCUCCUAUCCGGGACACUUCACCACACUGACCAGAUCAUGACGAUGCAGCCGACGUUACCACGACGCCACCAAGCACAAGAUCUCUUGCACACCUGCCUUCUCCUCGAGGCACGAUUUGACGAGUGGCUUGGCCUAGCCCAUAACCAGACCGGGCAGCAACCUGUGAGCUAUUGGGCUGGCGAAUUACUGACAUCGAACGGAGAGGUGGCAUUUUCCCACUCCUACUCGUUCAAGGACAGCCUGACCGGCCUCAUGUUCCUGUACUACUGGAUGUCCCAGAUCCGGUUCCGGAGAUGCGUCGAUUGCCUCCACCGAGUCAUAUACGAGCCUGUGGUCGAUUCCCAUGCGGACAUUUGGCCCGAUCUGCCACCCAACUUACAAAUUGACUUGACACGGUAUCAACAGACUCGAGAUCUGGCGGCCAGCAUCUGCCGAGGGCUCGAAUCGACAUUGGAAAGCACGGUGCAGCCGAAUCUGCUGCUCGCUCCCAUGACGAUCGCUCUGGAGCUGUACCGGGACAUCAACCUCUCCACGCAGGAUUGCCUACCUGAAAUACUUUGGCUUGAGGCUUUCGAAUCCCGGCUGGUUGAGAAGGUCGAGAAUGUGGCGACCGUUCUGCAGCAGAACCGCUGGGUGGAAGUCACCCGAUUUUAG
Clonostachys solani is the source of this 3132-nucleotide messenger RNA. Lineage: Eukaryota; Fungi; Ascomycota; Sordariomycetes; Hypocreales; Bionectriaceae. The record is from the annotation of a GenBank genome assembly.